Messenger RNA from Arabidopsis arenosa, 2890 nucleotides. NCBI's taxonomy places the organism in Eukaryota, Viridiplantae, Streptophyta, Magnoliopsida, Brassicales, Brassicaceae. The record is from the annotation of a GenBank genome assembly.
CUAAUAUCGUAUCGAAGCAAAGUGAAAUAAUUUUUAGGUUUUGAUUUCCGAGAGUUCUCUUCUCGAAUUUUCUUUUUAUCUGCUCUGUUUCUUCCUUCUCACGAAACGUGUUUGCUUUAACUUAAGUUCGUAAUUGCUUUGCUUUCGAUCGUAAUUUGCAUUUAGCUUCGAUGGCUAAUACCGCAAUGCUAGCUCGAUCGGUAUUCCGAGAUUAUUUGCCUGACGAGGUGAAAAGCUACAUCUCUUAUGGCUUUCGUAGCUACUUUCGCGGCCGCUUCUUGCUUUACUUUUCCACUCAAAUGACAAUAACCAUCGAAGAAUUUGAUGGAUUUGUUCACAAUCAAGUCUUUGAAGCUGCAAAGGCCUAUCUAGCCACCAAAAUCUCUCCUUCUAACAAAAAAAUUAAAGUGAGUAAACACCAGAAAGAAAAAAGCUACAACGUGACCGUGGAACGUGAUGAGGAAGUUGUGGACACUUUCAAUGGCGUCCAGUUCCGGUGGGUCCUCCGUUGUGGCCAUGUUGAGUCCAAGAAUCAAAACUCCAAAGCCAAAUCCGAGGUCCGAUCAUUCGAGCUCAACUUCCACAAACAAUACAAGGACAUAGCUCUUGAAUCUUACUUGCCAUUCAUGGUGAAAAGAGCCACAUUGAUGAAGCAAGAAAAGAAAAAGCUUAAGAUCUUCACUCUCGACACAGAAUGGUACUCAAACAGGUGGACCUCAGUUACUCUUGACCAUCCUUCUACUUUCAAGACGCUAGCAAUGGAUUCAGAUGUCAAGAGAAGUGUGAUGGAAGAUCUAGACAAAUUUGUAAAGCGGAGCGAUUACUAUAAGAGGGUAGGUAAAGCUUGGAAGAGAGGUUACUUGUUGUACGGUCCACCAGGCACAGGGAAGUCAAGUUUGAUUGCAGCCAUGGCCAAUCAUCUCAACUUUGAUAUUUACGACCUAGAGUUAACUGCCGUUAACAACAAUUCUGAACUCAGGCAAUUAUUGAUUGCCACUGCUAAUCGUUCGAUUCUUGUUGUGGAAGAUAUUGACUGCUCUAUCAAACUAAAUAAUAGGACAAGUACUGAUCAUGAAGAUGAACCUCCUGAGAAAUCACGAAACAAGAAGGUGACACUCUCUGGACUGCUAAAUUUCAUAGAUGGUCUAUGGUCAAGCUGCGGGGAAGAAAGAAUCAUAAUAUUCACAACAAAUUACAAAGACAAACUCGACCCGGCCUUGUUAAGACCAGGACGUAUGGAUAUGCACAUUCACAUGUCGUAUUGCACGCCAAGUACUUUCAAGGUUCUUGCUUCAAACUAUCUAGAGAUCAAAGAGCACCGCCUUUUUAGCAAGGUCGAAGAAGGUAUCGAGGCGACAGAGGUUACUCCAGCAGAGGUGGCUGAACAACUUAUGAGGAAUGACUCUGUUGAUAAGAUUCUUCAAGCCACCGCCAAAACAGCUUUGACGGCGGUUGCAUCAGUUGCUGCAGCCGCAAUGCUAGCUCGAUCAGUGGUUCAAGAUUACAUGCCAAGCGAGGUUCAUGAGUUUAUCUCUUACGGCUUUCGCAGAUUCUUCAGCUACUUCUCUUAUCAGAUGACUGCUGUUAUUGAAGAAUUUGGAGGUUUUGAACACAAUCAAGUGUUUGAAGCUGCAGAGGCUUAUCUCUCCACCAAGAUAUGUAAUUCCACUAAAAGAAUCAAAGUGAACAAACUUGAGAAACAGAGCAAUUAUAGUGUUACUGUUGAACGUGAUGAGGAAGUUGUGGAUACUUUUGAUGGCGUCAAGCUUAGUUGGAUCCUUGUAUGUCGCCAUGUCGAUAAAAAGGAUUUUCGUAACCCGCGAGAUCUCAACUCCACUUUGAAAUCAGAAGUGCGUACUUACGAGCUUAGUUUCCGAAAGAAGUUCAAGAACAUGGUUCUUGAAUCUUAUUUACCGUUUGUUGUGGAACAAGCUGUUUCUAUGAAAGAAAAGAUUAAGACGUUGAAGAUCUUUACUGUUGAUUCUUACUCCGUAGAGUGGACCUCUGUGACUCUCGAUCAUCCUUCCACGUUUCGCACUCUCGCUAUGGAUCCCGAGGUGCAGAAAAACUUGGUGGAGGAUCUUGAUCGAUUCGUGCAGCGGAAAGGCUUUUACGGGAGGGUGGGAAAAGCUUGGAAGAGAGGGUAUUUGUUGUAUGGUCCUCCCGGUACUGGAAAAUCAAGCUUGAUCGCAGCCAUCGCUAAUCAUCUUAACUUUGAUAUCUAUGACUUAGACUUGACAUCACUUAACAACAAUGCUGAGCUCAGGAGGUUACUUAUGUCUACUGCAAAUCGUUCCAUUCUAGUUGUGGAAGAUAUAGAUUGUUCAAUCGAGUUAAAAGAUCGGUCUACUGAUCAGGAAAACAACGAUCCGCUGCAUAAAACGGUCACACUCUCUGGUUUAUUGAAUUUUGUAGAUGGACUAUGGUCAAGUUGUGGUAACGAGCGGAUUAUAGUGUUUACGACUAACUACAGAGAAAAAUUGGAUCCAGCAUUGUUGAGGCCAGGACGUAUGGACAUGCACAUUCACAUGUCGUAUUGUACACCAGCUGCUUUUAAGGUUUUGGCUUCGAAUUAUCUCGAGAUUCAAGAUCAUAUACUUUUCGAGCAGAUUGAAGAAUUUAUCCAAGAAAUUGAAGUUACACCAGCAGAAGUAGCUGAACAGUUGAUGAGGAGUGACUCUGUGGAUAAAGUACUCCAAGGACUCGUUGAGUUCUUAAAAGCCAAGAAAAAGAUAAAUAACUAAAAAGAAAUUUUGUAGUUCUUUUAUUUGUUUCUUUGAUAAACACUAUCUUAUGCUAUUAUUGGUUAUAAAAUGUUACAGAAAGUGAGAAAUCAUAAUUAUUACUUCCUUAGGAGUAUUAUUUUCCUAAAGAAAUGUUGAUAUUAUUU